UAUAAGCAUUGUAGGCCAGCAUUACCUUCAAUUCAUCUCAUUCACACUCACCUCACUUUGGGUCGACCUAAAGAUUGCAGAAAAUAAUUAGAAGAUGGUGAGACCAGGCGCUUUCUGCUGCAAAUGGCUCUUUCUAUUCUUCAUCUUUGUUGGCUACAUUUCUCUUCCCACAAAAGCUGCUGUGAAGAAGUACCAGUUUGAUGUUCAAGUGAAGAAUGUGAGCAGACUAUGCCAUGCCAAACCCAUUGUAACUGUAAAUGGGAUGUUUCCAGGACCUACCAUUUAUGCAAGGGAAGGCGAUCGAGUGAUCGUCAAUGUUUCCAACUAUGCCCAAUAUAACAUGUCUAUUCAUUGGCAUGGAUUGAAGCAGUUCCGGAAUGGUUGGGCGGAUGGCCCAGCUUAUAUAACACAGUGUCCCAUCCAAACGGGGCACAGCUACGUUUAUGAUUUCAAUGUUACUGGUCAAAGAGGAACUCUAUGGUGGCAUGCACAUAUCCUUUGGUUAAGGGCUACUGUUUAUGGUGCUAUUGUCAUCAUGCCAAAAGAAGGAACUCCGUUUCCAUUCCCACAGCCUUACAGCGAAGUUAAUUUACUCUUAGGAGAAUGGUGGAACACCGACGUCGAAGAGGCAGUAAAACAAGGCAACAAAUUAGGCUUGCCGCCGGUAGCAUCAGACGCUCAUACCAUCAAUGGAAAGCCAGGGCCUCUUUUCCCAUGUUCUGAGAAACAUACCUUUGCAAUGGAGGUUGAACAGGGAAAGACCUAUCUCUUGAGAAUCAUCAACGCUGCACUCAACGACGAGCUUUUCUUUGCAAUAGCUGGUCACAACAUGACAGUGGUGGAGAUUGAUGCAGUUUAUACCAAACCAUUCAGCACUGAGGCCUUACUAAUUGCACCAGGCCAGACCACAAAUGUUCUCGUUCAAGCCAACCAGGUUCCAAGCAGAUACUUUAUGGCUGCUAGGCCUUUCAUGGACGUCCCACUUCCCAUCGACAACAAAACCGUCACAGCUAUACUGCAAUACAAAGGCAUCCCAAACACUCUUCUCCCAGUUCUUCCUCAUUUGCCUGCACCAAAUGACACCUCAUUCGCAUUGAACUACACCCACAAGCUUAGGAGCUUAAACACUCCUCAAUUCCCCGCCAAUGUCCCUCUCAACGUUGAUCGGCAUCUUUUCUACACAAUCGGUUUGGGAGUAAAUCCAUGCCCCAGUUGCGUGAAUGGAACACACUUGACUGCUUCUUUGAACAACAUUACUUUUGUACUGCCCCAAGUUGGGAUUCUUCAAGCUCAUUAUUUCAAUAUCAAGGGAGUGUUCAGCACAGAUUUCCCCGACCGUCCUCCCGCUCCUUUCAAUUACACAGGUGCACCACUUACAGCCAACCUCAGAACUUCUUUGGGAACCAGGCUCAGUAAGAUUGCCUACAAUUCAACUGUGGAAUUAGUACUUCAGGACACCAAUCUUCUCAGUGUCGAGUCCCAUCCUUUCCACCUUCACGGUUACAAUUUCUUUGUUGUUGGAACGGGAAUUGGGAAUUACGAUCCUGCAAAAGACCCAGCCAAUUUUAACUUGGUAGAUCCCCCAGAGAGGAAUACAGUUGGAGUUCCCACAGGAGGUUGGACUGCUAUUAGAUUCAGAGCUGAUAACCCAGGUGUUUGGUUCAUGCACUGUCAUUUGGAACUCCAUACUGGUUGGGGUUUGAAGAUGGCAUUCGUUGUAGAGGAUGGACCAGGGCCCGAUCAGUCCAUUCUUCCUCCGCCAAAGAAUUUGCCCCCUUGUUAGAUGUUUGGGAAAAUGUGAAUAGCACUAACAACGAAGGAUCUGUUCGUGCAAGGCUUCAGUGUUUUUAUCUCCUGGAAGUUGCAGGAGAUUCAUGUGGAGGAUGAUAAGUGAAUUUGGACAAAAUAAGUAUAGAAAAGGGGUGGAGGUCUGUUUGAUCAUUUGAUAUUGUUUUGAGCGGUCUACAUUAAAGACCGCAUGUAUAAUCAAUUGAAGUGUGGAAAUAUGGAUUCUUGUGUUCUUUGCCCAUUA
This is a messenger RNA of Nelumbo nucifera (sacred lotus), 2032 nucleotides long. RefSeq names its product laccase-11-like. Gene Ontology annotation, biological process: lignin catabolic process. Gene Ontology annotation, cellular component: apoplast. The record is from RefSeq and is a predicted model, not a curated record. Gene Ontology annotation, molecular function: hydroquinone:oxygen oxidoreductase activity; copper ion binding. Lineage: Eukaryota; Viridiplantae; Streptophyta; Magnoliopsida; Proteales; Nelumbonaceae.